GUAUAGGCUCUGUUGAGUCGAGCCAUGAAUGACUGGAGCAUCAGGGACUGCUCAGACCGAUACUACCAGACAGUGUAGCUCCUUGGCAUCUAUAGCUUCAUCGUGUAUCCCUCAUGUCACCGUUCCUCGACUUCCCUCCGAAUCAACGGCGUCGCCUCCACCGCCCUCUAGUAGUAAGCCACCAUCCAUGACCCACCCCUCCCUUUCCUCCACGCACUCCGUGGGUCGAGCUUUACACUCGUUUGGUGUGCUCAUUCCAGCCAGCUACAAGCGGUACUGAAUACCUAGUACAGAAGUGCUUGUCGUCGCAGGCCGCUCUCUCAGCGCCUAGAGACUCGACCGGAAGAACGGCGCGUUGCCAAAGGCAGCAAUGCCUCGUCAAGUCGUGGUCCGACCGUCUGCGCCCACUAGGCUGGCGCAAAACGGGACAGCGCGGAACAGGGCAGCGCGGGGCGGGGCAUGGCGGAACCGGGCAGCGCGGAUCAACCAUCUGCCGGACGAGCUGCUCUCGACGAUCCUCUCGCUCGCCGCAUUGCGCGCCGAAGAUGACGCUCCGGUCGACGCCGCGAGUGAUGACGUCACCCGCGGCAUCAUCGUGCUGUCGACGCGCCCGCCCCUGGCCGACGACCUUGGCGUCGUCAGCGCGUUCGGCGCCCUCGCGCUGACCUGCAAAGCAAUGGCUGCGCCUCAUGCCCACCAUCCGCGUUUCUGCUGCUCGCCGCGCGCCAAGCUCCUGGAUCACCCUCGCUGCUCUCUCGCGCUCCCUCCCCGCGCUCUCCGCGCCUGCGCUCCUCCGCACGCUCACCCGCGCGCCCGGCGCCACCAGCGUCUCUCUCGCGCGCCACGCGCUCGACUUCGUCGACGACGGGUUCCUCGCCGCGCUGCUCUCCGCCUGCCCGCGCCUCGCCCGCCUCACCCUCUGCGACCCGCGCUUCACCGCGCCGUUCUUCCGAAUCGGGCUCCGCUCGCUUGACAAGCUCUUCCGCGCCGCAGCGCCGCGCCUGCAGGAGCUCACGCUCUCGCACUGCCUCGCGCAAAUGACGAAGCUUCCUGGGUCCAUCUCAAUGCUGUCAGUUCUGUGCGUGCUUCGGUUGGAGUCAAAGGCUCUCCGCGUGCUGCCGGGCGCGACCUGCCAGCUGUCUGCGCUCCAGGAGUUUUACUUGAGCUGCCCGCUGCCAGCACCUGCCCGAAGAUUUAGGGCAGCUAAAAGCCCUCACCCACCUGUUGUUUUCGGGGUGCAAGGAAAUGCAGCUCCUUCCCGAGUCCCUGGGCGGCCUCUCGUCGCUCACGGCUCUCAGCAUGACGGCACGUGGCAGGUGGAUCGCUACCCGAAUGGCCUCGGCGCGCUGCAGCACAUGCGGCGGCUGGAGCUGCGGAACUUCCAUGGCGAGAUGCCAGGCGCUCGAGCAGUGGCCGGCACUGGAGGUGGUCACACUGGCCAAGUGCCAGAACGUGCGCAGCUUCCAGCCCACCGGCGUUGAGUCGCUCACCCACCUCUCCAUCGCUGACUGCUACGCCCUCGAAUCCCCUCCCCCUCGCCCUCACUCGCGCCUCCGCCCUGCGCCACCUCACCAUCGACACCAUCAAGGCUGACGUGUCGCUGCAGGCGCUGAGCGGGCUGGUGGCGCUGCGGCGGCUGGAGGUGGCGGGCAUGGGGAGCACGGAGCCCUUCCCCGAGGGCCUCUUCGCCCUGCCGUGCCUGACGCACGUGAGCGUGGGGCGCGUCAAGUGGGUGGAUCUCGAGUCCGAGCAUGUGCCAGGGCACGAGCUGGUGGGCAGCAAGGGACACCUGGCGCAGCCCCACCCCUCUGAAGCCGCUGCUGUCACCGCCGCUGCUGCUGCUGCAGGGGCUGGUGGUGUGGCACACCGCUGGUCGGCCCUGGGCUCGUCCCUGCGGCACCUGGACCUCACCAUGAUCCACCUCCCUCAUGCCUCCCCAGGCGGCCGUCUCUCCCCGCUCCUCUCCUCUCUGCUCCUUCUCACCCACCUGCACCCCUCCACAGUCCUCCCUACCGGCUUCGGCCGGCUGCCCAACCUUUGCUCCCUCUCGCUCUCCGGCUGGUUCUGUCUCUCGCUCCUCCCGGACUCGCUGUCCCUCCUCGCCCCAUCGCUCCUCUCGCUCUCCCUAUGCCACACCGAUCGAUCGCCCUGCCCUGAGCCCCCCACUGGCACCGGCGAUGCCAGCAGGGCCAGGCUUCACGCCUCCACCUUCAUCACUCACCUCACCACCCUCACGGACCUCGCUCCCUGCGCCUUGACUCCACCUCGCUCUCCUCGCUCCCUGACAACCUGGGCCAGCUGGCAGCUGGAGUGGCUGGAGCUGAAGAACUGCUUGCGGCUGGGCAGGCUGCCGCCAUCGCUGUCUGAGCUGGGAUGCCUGCGCAAGCUGCACCUUCACGGCUAUGGCUUGCAGCAGCUGCCUGUGGGGAUCUUCAAGCUCUCUCGCCUGGAAGGCCUGACUCUUCGGUGCCCCAACAUCGGGCGCCUGCCGUACGGGUUGGGUUACCUGGGCGCGCUCAAGAAGCUCACUGUCUGGGCCGUCCGAGGGGCGUUCCUUCCCGGCACUCUCGAUGGGCUGAUCUCGCUGGAAGAGGCAUGUCUUUCUGAGAACUACGACCUCCACCACCUGCCGCCCUCCUUCUGCCACCUCCCGCGCCUCCACACGCUCACCAUCACCAAAUACCACGAGCUAGCCACCCUCCCCCCCGCAUUCGGCUCCCUGCCUUGCCUGAAGCGCCUCUCCAUCGACUCCUGCAGAUAUUUCCACCGCUUGCCCGACUCCUUCACAUCCCUCUCUUCCCUCGUCCCCCUCACCAUCGCUUACUGCCCCAGAUUUUCCACCCUCCCUGAAACCUUUGGCUCCCUGCCCCGACUAGCCCGGAUCAGAAUCACCAACUGCAACUCAGUCACCGACCUGCCCACCUCCUUCCCCUCCCUGCCUUCCCUCCGCGUGGCCUGCUUCACCCACUGCAAGCACCUCAGCUGGCUCCCCACCGACCUGGGCCUGCUGCCCCGCCUGGAGGUGCUGCAGCUGCGCGAAUGCCCCAAGGUGAGGUGGCUGCCAGAAUCGCUAGGCCAGGCCAAGGCUUUAAGGCACGUGGAUGUGUAUGGGAGUGGGGUGGAGGAGGAGGGGGAGGAGGUGGGGGUUUGUGGGAAAAAAAUGCAUGUGGUGAAGGGGAGGAGCGGCAGGGCUGAUUACGUGGGCACGAUGGAGAGGGGGAUGAGGGAGAGGCUGAGGAGGUGAGGAAGGUGAGGAGGUGAGGAGGUGAGGAGGAGGUGAGGAGGCGCAGGGAAUGUGGACGAGGGGGGGAACUGAUUACUGGUUGCUAAGCCAACCCAUGGCCACCAAUGGUGAAACGGUGAAUUGAAAGAACACCAUCCAUCGCGUGGCCCGCAGGCAAACCAUGCAUUUGACGUCAACCCCUUGUCCUGCUGUUUCUCAGCGGAAUGUCCUCAUACUCGUAGGAAAGUUUCUUGGCGGUACUUCAGCAUUGAAGCAUUUCGUUACUGGUAGUUCACCAAACCAAUCUUGCAGCCUAGAAACACAUGUUGCAGAGACCGAGUUGUCAUAAAGUCACCAGUCCUAAAACACUGGGAUGUGCUUAGGAGGGUUACGCUCCAUAUAUCCUCCUUCCCCAGGGAAAGCCUCCCUUGUACCCUCCCUAGAGAGAGAAGCUGUUCGACAGGGCUAUCCUAGUGGCACAACACAGCCCCCCCAGAGUCCU
Molecule: messenger RNA, 3725 nt
Organism: Closterium sp. NIES-67
Lineage: Eukaryota; Viridiplantae; Streptophyta; Zygnematophyceae; Desmidiales; Closteriaceae
Source: the annotation of a GenBank genome assembly